AUGUCCGAGUCAACGCCUCGCAAGCGCUCGCGUUUAGCCUGCACUUUGUGUCAGUCACGAAAGCGCAAAUGUUCAGGUGGACAACCUUGUAGCACCUGCGCCCAAACUGGAGCGGAAUGCCAAUACAAUGCGCGCAAGAAACGCCCCAGAUCCCAUAGUCUGUACCAAGCGAGCCUGUCACUUAGUGAACGACCUACGGAUGGUUGGUCUAAUGCAGUUCCAAAUACUAUCAGUGCCGGAGCAAAUGCUGCGGUACAGGCUUCUCCCCGCCGUACCAGUCCAGAGGGCGUUACCAAUUCCCUACAGGCCAAUUCUGGGGCCGCGUUUGUUCGCAAACUUGGGCUCAAAAUUGACCCAGCGCAUGCACCACGGUUGCAAUUGUUUGCUUGGAAUAUUGGCGAGAGGCGGAUAUCGCCAACAUCAUCAUCGGCACUUCCCUCAUUGCCUACCACGGCGCCGACGCCGACGACUAUCACCAAAAUCUUAUCCCAGGAAGAGAUGCGGCGGCUAGCAGCAAUUUACUUCGAGAAGAUUGAUUCAUGCUAUACAUUUCUGGACCGUAAGACGAUAUUUCGUCGAAUAGCAAAGCGCUGGGAAUCUAUGUCAUCUCCUAUCGACACCGCGGAACAGCCCCAUGAUGCUGUACUAUGCGGCGUGGCUGCCUUCGGGCAUCUAUUUUCGCGGCGCGAGAUCAUAGCAAUAGAAACUCAACUUGUUGAGGCCGCGCGCAUUCUACUGGAUAAGAGCAUCCUCGCAGCGGAAACACCUUCGGUUGACGUAGUGACAGGGUGGGUGUUGCGUGCUGCGUAUCUACGCAUGACCGCCUCACCACAUGCCGCGUGGAUGGCCAGUUGUACACUGAUGCAUCUCAUCGAAGCUGCAGGAUUGCACCUUAAAACUUCAGAUUCUGAAGCAGCGGCCCUGCUCCAAACAUCACCUCCCGAAACACACGAUAGUCAAGAUGGCGACAUGGAAUACCAGGGCACCAGCGACCCUGAAACUCGGCGAAGACUAUUUGGCAUGGCUCGCCACCUCAACACAUGGAUUUCCUUCGACCUCGGUCGCUCCCGUGUUGUUCUUCACGGCGCCACAGCUCUCUCCCCCACAAGCAUACCCCAACCACGCAACCCACAACAUCAAGCACCACCCCGAGUCCCACGCGCAGACCUAUUCCACCUCCUCCCACUCUCUGAAAAGCUCGACCCUACAGGGCCAUCACCGCAAGACCUUUCGGAACUCGAAACAGCCCUCACCUCCGUCCUGGAUAUAGUCUACUCCGAACCCUCGCUAAUUUUAGUCCAAUGCAACCUUAUGCUAUGCAUAUAUCGUCGUCUCCGCGCUCUGAAUCCACACGGCCCAUUAUCCUCUAACCUCCUUGACCGCGUCCUUGCACUGGCAUGCCGUGGGCUCCGUGCCGCUCGAGGAAUGGUCGCCUUAAGCUGCCCCUGGCACCAAGUUGCCAACGUCCCAUUUCAGGUCGUCUGCUCACUUCUAGCGAUUGACAAUCGGGCUGCGUUGGCGUUGCUCGCUGAUGCGAUGCGGACUCUGCGUGAAGUUCUCACUGCCUACGAUACAACUUCUAUGCGUGAGGCGUAUUCUACGGCAUACCUACUUAUCGCGUUGCAUCAGCGGCGAAAGGAGGAUGAUACCCGGGCUCUUGCCGAGGUGUUGCGGGUCAACGCUGCUGCCGCGGCUCCAGCGGACGACCAGAAAGAUAGGUACAUUGCAAAGACACCUUUGUCCGAUCAGAGCCAAAGGCCGGAACAGGCUGCGCUAGACGGGCUAGUAUCAGAUGCGGAGUUCUCAUGGCUGGGUGAUUUGAUGAUUGAUAUGCCUAGUCUGCAAAACUUCGACCUGGACCAAUUCUUGAUGACGGAUGUCCCAUGGCCUUUACCCGAGAUGGGAAUUUGA
Messenger RNA from Penicillium digitatum Pd1, 1911 nucleotides. Its product is annotated as putative C6 transcription factor. Gene Ontology annotation, molecular function: DNA binding; DNA-binding transcription factor activity, RNA polymerase II-specific; zinc ion binding. Gene Ontology annotation, biological process: response to xenobiotic stimulus; DNA-templated transcription; regulation of DNA-templated transcription. The record is from RefSeq and is a predicted model, not a curated record. NCBI's taxonomy places the organism in Eukaryota, Fungi, Ascomycota, Eurotiomycetes, Eurotiales, Aspergillaceae.